UAAUUGUGAACGUCCCAUAUUUAAGUUCAACUUAGCUACUUUAUAAUGACAAAUUCCGGAGCCUUCCACCUAUUAUUUGCACUCGCACGGACCGGACGACUGUCACACCGCCAAACAGUCGGGAAACGGAUAUGAAGUCUGUUCACUGCGUUCGGUAAGAGAGAGGGUCGACAAAACAUUUUUGUCGUGUUGAUAACUUAACGCUUCGACUCUAUUCAUUAGCUUUUGGUCGUAUUUGUUCCCGCUUCCCCUGAAUUGUUUUAACAGUAUUCUGGGGUGCAAUGGACGACAGCAACGCAGUGAAGCUCUUUGUUGGGAAUCUGGAUUUGGAAACCACACAAGAUGACCUAAUAGCACUUUUUGCCCCUUAUGGAGAAGUGGUGCACUUAACUGUACUGAGGCAGUUUGCCUUUGUCCAUCUGCAGGGAGAAGGGGCUGCUGACCGUGCCAUCCGUGAUCUGAAUGGUCGAGAGUACCGUGGCCGGAGCCUUGUAGUUGAGGAAUCCAAAGGGAGGCCCCUCAAUUCCACCAAAGUAUUUGUGGGGAACCUGUGUGCUUCUUGUUCAGUUGAAGACCUGUAUGAGCUCUUCUCGGCUUACGGCAAAGUUCUUGAUUGUGACAAAGUAAAGACAAAGCUCUCUUCUUUAACAGGCUACGCCUUUGUGCACAUGGAGCGCAAAGAGGAUGCAGAUCAAGCCAUAGAGGGUCUUCACGGGACCUCAUUUAUGGGACGCCCCCUCGCAGUGGAGCUCUCAAAGGUACAGCAGACCACAAACAAGGUUCCUUGUGCCAGCUGUGGCGCGCAUGGGCACUUUGCAGGAGAAUGCCCAAUCAACAGGCCUCCCAUGGAGCACCACCAGAGUCAGGCUGCUGUCUUAGCUGCAGCUGCUGCCGCCGCCGCUGGGCUUCCUCUUCAGGUGCAGCAGAGUGUCCACAACUCUUUUUACAACACUGCGAGCAGUGACCCGACGUUUGCAGCUCUGAAAGACUUGACCACUUCCAGGGUUGAUGGCAAACCUGUCAGUGCCGCGGUGUACGGGGCUUUGGCGAGUCAAGUCUAUAGUGCUGUCGCAGACCAGGUGCUCAGCUCGUCGACAAGCCAGGCUGGAAAUGGCUACCCCACUGAAGGAGAAGCUCCCCCGGGCGCUACUGCAGUUAACCCUGCCUACGGAGCAAAUUCCUCUCUGUACGGUGCCAGUCCAGCUUAUGGGACCAUGGGAGGCACAGAGCCUGACCCCCAAGCCAUGUUUGAAGCCGCUCGGGCCCGAUUCUUUGAGCAGGGACAACAAGUUCUGGCCGAACAGCAGGCUGUGACCAAAUCCGACCGAGACCGAAGUCCAAUAAGGCGCUCGGCCCCAUUACUGCCUGACCCGGUUCCCCAGCCGUUCUCCCAGACACGACCCAAACGACGGGCCCUGCUCCCAACACCACCUGGUGGUCCAGAAUUACCUGCAGUUAAAAAUGGAGACCCAAUUGCAAGGUGCUAUGCAGAGUACUACCAACAGUACCAGCAGUACCAGCAGUACCAACAAUACCAGCAGUACCAACAUUACCAGCAGUACCAGUACAGCUAUCCGCCGCCUCCACCGCCACCUCCUCCGAUGGCCAUGGUGCCUCCAGGCCCAAUGGAUCCGCAGCAGAUGGCCGCCCCUGGCACCACAGUUUCACCAAGAGUGUAUGAGCCAACUUCAGCACACAAGGAGCCCCUCCUACGCCAUCCUGAUUACUCUCACCAACACACAUCUGAGUCCCCAUAUCGAUAGCCCCCAUUACAUGAGUGUGUGCACACGUGUAUGGCUGUGAAAAUGUGUGCGUGCGUCAGUUUUGGUCCUACAUGACAAAAUAAACUGGAGGAAAGGGAUAAAUUGAGUUUAUUUUAGUUUCGCAGUUAUUUCCUUCGCAUAAUGUCAAACAUGUCAUUAUGUACAGAAUGUAGAAGUUUACAAGGCCAUUUUGAUUCUGAGCCCUUCUCGUUUUUUCCCCCCCUUAUUUUUUCGAAGUGCUCAGAAUUACAUUAGCUGUCAGUUUUAUAGAUAAAAUACCCGUUGGGUCAAACAUUCUCUGAAGUCAAAAGACUGUGCCUUGUAAAAAUAAACUUUUUUUUGUACAGACUUUUGUAAAAUCAAGUACGUCAGCUAAGGUACAGUUUUAUUAAAUUCAUGGUUCAGCAAAGGAGCAAGUCUCAGUCGAAUAUCUUAAUCCAAAUUGUUGUCAGUAUAUUGUAUUUGGCUUAGGCUGAUGUUCAAUUUCACACGACUAGGAAGACAGCAUAGUUUAGAUAGAAUAUAAAGAGGACCUGUGUGAAGUGUGUGUGUGAGUGGGAACACAAUGUUAACAGUUUGGCUGAGCCCUUAGCUUACAUGAGCACCACAAUCACAUGCACAUCAUACUUAUUUUGUAUAGUCCUAUUUGAGUAAGGGUGGUGCAUAUCAUGGAUAUUAUAUUUAGGUAAAUCCGUACCAAACAAAUACACAUCUGUACUUAAACGCUCUAACCACUGCCUCACUAGUGCAGAUGGUUACGCCUGCCCAGUUCAAAUACAAUAAAACUGAAAUUAAAAUCGCCUGUCGCGAAAGAGAGGUAAGGACAGAUUAACUGCAAAAGGGACACGUUUAAUUUGUCGCUCGAUAAGCAUAUUCAAUGUUCUAAAUGUUUUCCAUUUGGAUACCUAUAUUGACUCUGAAUGAGUUUGAGAUGUCGUUGCUAAAUAGCAAACGGAACUGGUUCUAUAGCCUGCCAGUAGCAGUUAUGCAUGUUUUGCAGGAUUUAAAGAGCAACCGACUGCCAUCUCUGGCUUGCAUCAUUCUCUUACAUGGACAAAAUACUUGGGAGUAUUGACUUGCUAGUACGGGUGGUACCCCUCAAAUGUCUUUAAAAGAGAAUGAGGUUUUUACGUUCUUGUUUCCUUUGAAAGUAGCCCCAUGCAAUUACUAUUAUGUUUCUCUGACCAUUUAUUUUGUUCACUUUAUUAUAGUCUCUUUAUUAUUAAAAGUCAUGUGAAAUUAUUUCAGGGGCUUUGGGGUGGAAACAGUUAUUUAGGUGGGGUGGGGGAGGGGAGGGCGGUGAUAAACUUGUUCAGGCCUGACAUAGUUAAGGCAAUUGAGUGAAAAAAACAAACAAACAGUGAAGUGCUUCAUACAAUUGUAUUUUUGUUCUUAAGGAAAAAAAUGUGCUGUCCAAUUUGAGCAUUUUAGGCAAUUCAAUUAAACGUACAUGUUAUAACAUUAUAAACUGAAAGUGUGUGAAUAAUUCAUCCAGGUUAGAAUGCCAGAAGAUUCAAACUUUUGUAAAGUAUGAAGGGAAUCUACUCAAAUUCUUAGUUUCAGCAAUAUAAUUUUUGCUAAAAUUUCAAAGCGAUACAGAUGUUAUGACUGUUGAGUAGCUUCCCUUCAGACACAAAAGUAAAUGAUUUGAAAUUGGAAGGUAUGAUAAAAAGAAUGGUUUGUAAUCAUGUUAUGUAUGUCCUCUUUUCCUAGAAUGCCCCUCAGGCAGUCUUCAGUCUUUCAUUCCAAAGAAAUAUGGUGGGGUACACACACAAAUCUCACUUGGCACACACAACCAUUCAACUUCAUCUCUUUGAUUACACUUCACAGGCAAAAAAAAACACUGUAGUGUUAAUGUUCUCAAUUUGAUGUAUGAUAGAAUGGAGAUGGAAAGGUGGUGGCGGUGUAGCUUUUUUCAGCACACCUGGACUCCACACAAAUGAUUCUACACAGUAAAUUGUCUGUUUUGUUUAUUAUAAAUAGUGUAUGUCUCUUGUUAUUAUUACUGCUGUUCCAGCCACAUUUUCCCUUUUCGCUAACUACAGCUAAAAUGGCUCCCGGGCCUCAGGACGCCAAGUUGAGCAUGACGGGGGAAGAGAAUUAGCGCCCCACAAUGCCUCGGACGUGCUCCCCACUAAGGUAAAGCCAUUUGCCCCCAACCACGCCUGCACCUCGAUUAUACACUUCCCCAUGAUUCUAACAGACCCAUAUUAGUUUAUACUGACAUUACAGUCAACACAAUGGGGAUGGCACAUAUUUUCUGCUAUGUGGUUGGAUCAGUGCCUAUUGUGGGGGAAUUGUGGUGUUUUUUUUCUUUAGCCUGGAGCAGUAGAAUCAGCUCAUUUAGCUUCCCCAAAAUGCUCAUGGUUUGGAAUUUUGUCUAAAACUUAAUUGGCAGAAAAUCUAGUUCUUUUCUGGGCUAUUUUUUUUUUUUCAUGUCUUUUGAGUUAAAUUUUUUGCCCCAAAUUCUCAUGAUAAAAGGUUUUAGUGCCUUUGAGGUUUGUUUUCUGGCAGUAUGCUUUCAAGUCGAGCUGGAAAUAAAUUUCCAAGUGUUUUCUCACGCAGUUAGAGGGAAGAAUGGCUGACAUUUGCCUUGGCUUGUUCUCUGGCAUUUAGUCUUUUUGAAGCACUUCCAGUUGGCGAGAUGAGGCGCUUCAACUGUUUGUGAAUACUUAAGAAGGGUGCAGAGCUGUCCAAAAGUAGGGCAAUGAACUCGUAGGUGAGUAACCAAUGCGUCCAGCUCACAUCCACCUCAACUUUCAGCUUCACAAGAUCAUAGAUUCCACUGCAACACACUGAUUUUAGCUUUAACUCUAAGAGAAGGGUUAUUGAUUCAGAUUGCUUCUGCAAAUUGCUCAUGAAAGAAAAACAUACAUUUUUCAGUUUUUUUUUUUUUUUCAGUUUUUUUUUCCAGUUCACUCAGGGUAACGAUUGUGCAUGAUUUUGAAUGAUGAUGUCCACAUACAGAUUUGAAUAAGCAAAAUGAACUCUUUAAGGUUUAAUUCCCCAAAAAUUAAAUUUCUGUCAUUACUCGCCCUCAUUUUGUUUUAAACUCGUAAGACCUUCAUUCAUCUUCAGAACACAAAUUAAGAUAUUUUUGAUGAAAUCUGAUGUUUCUGAACAGGCCAUUGGCAGCAACGUCAUUACAACCUUUAUGGGCCUUGAAAGUUUCAAAUACAUCGUUAAAAUAGUCCAUGUGACUACAAUGGUUCAACCUUAAUGUUAUGCAGUGAUUAGUAUACUUUUUGUGUGCAAAAAACAAUCAAAAACAACUUUAUUUUACAAUUUCUUCUGUUUAAUGUCAUUCAGUGCAGAGGUUCUGGGUUCUAUGUUAGAACACUGGUUCAUUAUUUGCCAGCUCCCGUGAACACCGUCGGCCAAUAAUGAGGCAGCGUUCUGACAUAGAACCCAGAAGCACUGCAUUGUGAUAACUACGUGAUCAGCGUAAGAGACUGACACGGAAGAAUAGAAAUUGUUGAAUUAAGUUAUUUAUUGAUUUUUUUGCAACACAAAGUUAUCGUCGCUGCAUACCAUUAAGGUUGAACCAUUCUGGUCACAUGGACUAUUUUAAUGAUGUUUUUACUACCUUUCUGGGCCAUUUAAAUAUUUAAUUGACAUUGCUGCCUUUGGUUGGUGCAGAAACCUUUCAGAUUUCAUCAAAAAUCUUAAAUUGUGUUCCAAAGAUGAACAAAGGUCUUGCGGGUUUGGAACGACAUGAGUGCGAGUAAACAAUGACAGAAAUUUCAUUUUGGGUGAACUGAACUUGCAAAUGGUGCAAAUUUGAAAUUGUAUUUGAAAGCCCUUGUUUAAGGUAAGCCUAUUCAGCCAGUCACUUGAUACAAAACCAUUUCUUAUCUGAAAUGAACCGUUUUUUUCGAAAUCAGUGUGCAUUCCUUUAUUAAAAAGGCUUUAACCUCAAAUGUUUCAUUCAAAUUUUAUAAUACUUUACAGUUGAUAUAUUGAUAUGAUGCAUUUUGAUUUUGUGUCUUUCACACCUUCCAAUGGCUUCACCUCUGAUUGAUUUAAAGGUGCUUUGAAAAGCUGGGCAGUGGAGCAUUAUUUGUGGAUAAACUAUGAUUGUAGAUAAUCCAGAACUGAAAUAUUCAGUGAUUCAGGGAAGUUCAAGUAUCAUUGAUCAUUUUUUCUAGGUCUGAAUGGGCAACUUUCAUUGUGGUCUAUGUAAUUGUCUUAAUGUCUGAAUCUGAAUCCUAACGUUUUUUAUUUGCAAACUGGCUUUAGUGCCAUGAUCUUUGUAUUUUCUUCUUGUAAAGUUCAAUAAAUGAUGCUUAAAGCGUA
Messenger RNA from Pimephales promelas (fathead minnow), 6059 nucleotides. RefSeq names its product RNA binding motif protein 14a (gene rbm14a). Gene Ontology annotation, cellular component: nucleus. Gene Ontology annotation, molecular function: mRNA binding; zinc ion binding. The record is from RefSeq and is a predicted model, not a curated record. NCBI's taxonomy places the organism in Eukaryota, Metazoa, Chordata, Actinopteri, Cypriniformes, Leuciscidae.